CAGAUCUGAACUCAGAUACCGGAGCGGAGCAAGGCCCCCGUCAUGAUGAACUCCACUGACCCGGGAUCCAACGCCACCUUCGCCUCCGACACAGAGAACGCCACCCUGUCCAUCCUGACCCCCACCCUCAGCCCCACCCUCAGCCCCGCCCCCACCCUCUACUCCACAGACAUCCACGACCCAGAGUUCACCAUCAUGGUGGUCCUGGGCCUGUCCCUCCUGCUGGCGGGCUUCGCCGCCUUCCUGGCGGUGUGUCGACCUUCUGGACCAGACGGCGACUCGGAGCAGAGCUGCGGCAUGGGCGGGGCUUUGACCCGAGGGAGGGGCCAGUCCAGCGAGCCUCAGCUCAAGGUGUGGAAGAGGCUGGGCUCUUACCGCCGAUCGUACAACCUGUCCUUCAGACGGCCGCCGCAUCGCAGGCCACAUGACCGCAACAGCACACGCGUGACGCAGCCACCACUGCCGCCGCGACAGACGCUGCCGCCGGUCACAGGGGCGGAGCCUCACCUGACCACGCCCUGUUUAUUUGACUAUGUGACUGAAAUCUGACUGGAUCUAAAAACAAUUCACUGUAUAUUUAAAGUCUGACACUGCAAACGCCGGCCGGUGAAGAGGACGACGUGGAGUUUGUCUAAAAACACUUUGAAUAUUGAGUGGAAGAAGUUUUUAUUAAACUAGAGACGACAAACUCAUUUUAGUU
Messenger RNA from Sphaeramia orbicularis (orbiculate cardinalfish), 700 nucleotides. RefSeq lists its product as uncharacterized. NCBI's taxonomy places the organism in Eukaryota, Metazoa, Chordata, Actinopteri, Kurtiformes, Apogonidae. The record is from RefSeq and is a predicted model, not a curated record. The transcript is spliced from 2 exons. Bases 43 to 549 code for a protein of 168 amino acids.